GUUUCUGUCAAACUCGCGAGGUCAGUCUCAGCAAAACAUAAACAAAGAAGAAAGGAUUCUCUCAUAUUGGGCAUUGCUUCCUUUGUUUGCUACACGUUUCCAUUGAAGACAGGGUUUUUACAUUGAAACAGUUGUCAUCAUGAAAAUACAAAUGGAAGGUUUCCACAAGCUGCAGGACGAUCUUGAAAAAGUGAUUGAAAAAGAUGAUUCUGCAAGCUCCAUUACUACAGACUCUGAAGAGACUAAGCCAGAGUUCAGAACUCUCAGGGACAGGCUCAAGCAUCUUUUCUCCACCAACAAGUUCCAUGUUAUCGUUGUCUGCUUUGUGAUUCUUGAUUGCCUUCUCGUGGUUGCCGAAUUGUUGUUAGAUUUGAAAGUGUUUCCAUCAGAAGCGAACGACUCUAUUGCUCCACAUGUUCUCCACUAUUGCAGCAUCAGCAUUCUUGGAUUAUUUCUGAUAGAGAUUUUGUUGAGGGUUAUUGUUUUCAGACUUGAAUUCUUCAAGCACAAGUUGGAGGUGUUUGAUGCUGCAAUUGUUAUAGUCUCAUUCGCUUUGGAUAUCUUGUAUCGGAACAAUGAGGGACCUGAAAGUGGUGUUGGCUUGCUGAUUGUCCUCAGAUUAUGGAGAGUUACAAGAAUUAUAAAUGGAGUCAUUUUGUCCGUGAAAGUACAAGCUGACAAACGGUUAAAGCGUGAAAGAAGACUCAGAGACGCAUGUGAACAGGAACUGAUGAAAUAUCGUGAAUACUGUGCCGCACAGGAAAAUGAGAUUGAUAUUCUAAGAGGAUUGCUCAGAAAACACGGUAUCACAGAUUUUGUACCCACAGAAAUCCCACGACCGGCAAGAAGAAUUGACGUUAUUGCUGAGGUGAAUCCUGUCUCUGAGAAGAUCCUUGCUGAGAAAGAACGGAUGGAGAAGACAGAUUCACAUGAUUUUGUGAUUAUUUCAUGAGAAAUUGUGUUUUGAUUCACAAAAACCGAGAAAUCUUUUUCCUUCGCUAAAGCUGCAUUUAAAAACUUGUACAUACAAAAUUUGUCUCUUCAUAAAUGCAUUUAAUUUUUAUAUAUGUUAAAACAAGUUAUAUGUUAUUGUACAUGUAAAUACACAGUCAUGUAGAUGAAAGACUGUGUACAAAAUCAAAUGCCUGUUGUCCUUACAGACAAAGUAUUUUCUAUUGUAUAAUAUUAUUACAUGUGUUGAUUGUUAUCUGGCUGAUAAUUGAAUUUUUGCUAGGGUUGUUCUGUCGAUUGAUUAGGUAAAUUAAAAUAUUUAACUUUUUUUUUUUUUACUUAUUAUAUCUUUUAUUUAUCAAUGCAAGAUGAAUGAGAAUUACAAAACAGACAAGUGAUGAAAUACAUAAGUAUAAUAAGUGGAGUGUUUAAUUACAUGCAUGGAAAUAACGUACUGAUUUUUAAUCACCGAUAAUCAAUAGUAAUUUGAGUUGAAUCUGAAUUCUUUUUACAAGUAAAUAUCAUGUGUGUGUUUUGUUUUGUUUUAUUUGAAAAACAAGCAAUACUUUUUACAAUUGAUAGCAUUUUUAAUUUAUUACAUUUUUUUCUUUUUCUAUUUACAAUUUAGAUCUGAAAUAUUUUCUCGUUCAAUAUGUGCCAUGCAUAUGCAGGUGGUCCAGAACCUUGCCAGGAUGAUUGGUAAUUUUAAUAUGUUUAAAAUAAUUGACCUUGUAAUAAGGUAAAAAUAACAAAACAAAUCAUAGAAAAAUAUAUAUGAUUUGCAUGACAUGAGUGGUUUGAUCUACAUGUAUUUGUGGUUUAAUUUGUAUCAUAAUCUGUUGUUUAUUCAUUGAAAGAAUACGUGCUGUUACUCAAGCACAAAAAUAUGUUGAAAUAAUUUUCUUUGUUUAGGCUUGUAAUAUUCAGUUAAAAUUUGUAUAGGAAGUUUUCCCAAAUAUAGUUAAAGUUUAUAUGUACAUUGUAAUUAAAGCUGCACUCUCACAGAUUGAACAUUUUGACAACUUUUUAUUUUUUGUCUUGAAACAAACAAAUUUAUGCGAAAAUGCAUGAAAACCAGUAAAAUAAGAGUGCUGACUAAAAAUCAGAUUGCAGGUUUUCAUAAUUAAUUUCAAAAAUUGAUGUUUUAUGCAUUUUUCUUAAACCGUUAGUAUAACACUUUGAGCCAAAAAACAACGGCACAGAAAUAUUAAAAUCUGCGAUCUGAUCAUUGUCAGCGGUCUUAUAUUCCUGGUUUGCAGAAAAAUUGACUCUAUCAAAGACAAAAGUUAAAAAACGUUGUCAAGAAGGUAAAUCUGUGAGAGUGCUGCUUUAAUUGUAAAAAACACAAAGUUUGGACACAUACCUUGAAGGGAAACAUCCCUGGGAUUGAUGUUCUGUCUGGAUCUAAUGAAAACAGUUCACACAAAUUUUCAAUGUAAGAAGCACAUGGUCAAUGAUUGCGCAAUACUUCGUAAAGGCCCUGAUAAAAUGUAUUUGUAGAUUAUGUGUAGCUUGUUUAAAAGGCCUCGGCAAUAAGAUGUGUCCAUUGAUAAAUAAAAUGAUAUCUGGAUAGAUCAGCUGUAAGGGCCUCAAACAUUUCUAUCAGUGGUGCAAUACAGUUUUCCUGACAACGGUGUUAUUUGACUUUUAAAAGUACUCUGUUUAAUUUGUGAUUUGAUUUCUGUGCUAAAAUUACUUUGUGCUACAUUCUGAUAUGCUGUAAACUUUAUCGUACACACUGAUAUUUUGACUUUGUUUUUGAUAUUUGUGUAUUCUGUAUGUCUCAUUAAUAUUUAAAUUGUACGUGAAUUGCACAUUGAAUAUUAUCAUAUUUUUGUUCAUUCGUUGUAAGGAACAAUGAUGUACCAAGUUUUGUUUUGUAACCUUUUAAUAAAUGGAUUUCUGUAUAUCUUACAUGAACUUUAGUGGGACAAUCUCCUUUGAAAUUGUGUGAGUGGCCGGUUGCUUUUUGUGCACUUACAUGUACUGUAAUUGGCCAAAGUCCUUUGAAAUUGUAAGGAUGGCCAUUUGUCUUUUCUCCACUUACUCAUACUUUAAUUUUACCAACUCCUUUGAAAUUGUAGGAGUGGUUAUUGGUAUUUUUUGUUCUUACAUUUACUUAAAUUGGACCAACUCCUUAUUGACCGUUUGUCAAAUGCAAUUUUGCCAUUCAAUGGAUUUUUUGCUUCCUCAUGAAAUAGAAGUCCCUAUAGUUUAUCAGGUAUAGUAAUAAAAACACUUUAUGGGUUAGCAGUACUGUUAUGACUGUUAUCAUUAUACAAUGUUUAUGUGGCAAAAUUGGUCUUGUAGUGCAUGUAUAGAUGUCUGCUUACACCCGAGGAGAGGUCAUGGGCUCAAGCCCAACAAGGGCACCUUUUCAAGAUAUACAUCGGUACUGCAGGUUUCCACAAAACCACUAUUUUAUUUCCAUUGAUUUCUUUUUUAAAUAUUCACUUGUACAUUAAACAAAAAGUUUACACUUAUUAAAUUUGACCAAAUGAAAAUGAAAAAUGGCUAAGAAAGGAUUUGUUUUAUGGAUACUGUCCCAGUUCUAGUUUUUAUCCCCUUUCAGGGAACAAUUAAGAUGAUAAAUGAUUGAUAAUAUUAGCUUGUAGCUGUCUUGUCAUUGGACCAAAAAUUAUUAAGUAAUAACCUGGCCUCAGUUUCUUCAAAAAAUGUUCAGUAUGUUCCUGAGAAAUAGUACAGUUGUGUAUUUAUGAUAGACAAACAGGGGACAGUCUCUAAUUUCUUCAACACUCUAAAAUCCCUUCACAGUAACAGAAUCAAGCUCAGCAUACUAUUUUGUUUUGGCAUAAAUGUGUAAUUACUCUUUUCCCUGAGUUUAGACUUUUAAAGAACUAUUUUUGAUAAUCAUGAUGAACUAUGUUUGUUUGUAAUUUUGCCAAAAGAAGUAAGAUAUUAAAGCUAAAAUAAUAGAAGGUAUCCUGGCAUAAGGUCAUUUGCCUUCUGUGAUAUUAUAAUUUAAUUAAGUGUACAUAUACUCAUCUUAUACAUUAGAAAUUGGUUUUGAAUAAUUGUUUGUAUUAAUUUUGUAAUUAUAAAUGUAUAAUAUAUACAAUGUAAUAUUAUUGUAAGAGUUUAAAGGGACUUGUUCAUGUUUUUUAGGGUCAGACAUCCAACAAAUUCGUGUGAAAUGUGAACAAAUUGUUUGUUACAUUAUACAUCAUCCAAAGUUUAAAUUAGAAGUCAGCAGUGAAUCGUUAAAACUAUUUUAAAAUGUGAAAGAUAUUGCUGUAUUUUGCCAAAAAGCAGUAGUAACUCUUAUGAAAAGUUAAAGGCACACAACAUAUUUCGAUGCAAAAAGUACUUAAAUGACAAAAAAAUGCUUUUUUAACUGGUAAAUUUGUAGCUUUUUACAGAAAAAAACAACAUUUAUAAAGGCUGAAAUCUUUUUAUCUGUACACAAAUCAUGUUGUUUUUUUAUUUAUCAUCAAAGUCAAGUUAGUAAAUCAUGCAUUAAACAUUCAAAAAAUAUUUUUUGCAUCAACAUGGUAUAUUCAGGGACAAAGUUCAGGAUUAAUCCUGAAAUCAGGAUUGGAAGCUUUUAGUUUCAGACUAUCGUUCAGUUGAAAAGUUGGUUUUUAAUGUACACUUGCAUUAAAAAUAGGAAGAAGUACAAUUUAAAUGGAUAUAAAUGGUUUUGAAAAAUGUUUCAACAGGUGUCUAGGCCCUUUUAUGCUUUAAGGGCCUGGACCCAUCAUAUUUAAACUAAUUUUUCAGGAUUGGAAUUUUUGAAAAAUGUUUCAACAGGGGUCUAGGCCCUUUUAUGCUUUUAGGGCCUGGACCCAUCAUAUUUAAACUAAUUUUUCAGGAUUGGAAUUUUUGGUCAGUUAUCAUCCCAGUAUAUUGUGUUCCUUUAAUAGUUUAAGACUUAGAUACACCAAAUUUCUGUUAAAUUGAGUAUCUGCCAGUUGCUGUAUGGUGUUUGUUUCAUAAAAGGAAGAAUGAUAACACAAUUUCAAUAAAGUUAAAGAAAAGUGUUGCAAACUUAAAACCUGUGAGAGAGUCCCUUUAAUUCUGUUAAAUAUUUUGAUGUGUGUGUAAGGUGCUAUGUGUUGUGUACAUUUCAAUUUAAAUUAUACACUUAUGUAGUCAGGUAUUACGACGUAAAUAGGGGAGGUUUAACUGUUGCUACUCAUGCAUACUGGUAUAUGUUACAAAACAUGAUUUUAUUGUUAUAAUAUUUUAUAAUGUGAAUCAUUGAAGUUUCACUUUACAAUCUUUUCAAAUUAUUCCUUUCUAUUUAAAUGUUUUCCAAUAGAAAGAUAUAAUAAAAAUAAAUUAGGGUCACUAUAAAACUGUUAAAAUGUUGAUAUAAAACAACUCACUCACUCACUCAACCCCUUUACUUGACUCACUCAGUCAAAUUGCUCACUCAAUUCACUUUACUCAUGCACUCAACCUACUCACUCACUCAACUUGCUUUACUCACUCACUCAACCCACUCACUUAAUUCACUCACUCAACUCAAUCACUCAGCUUACUUUACUCACUCACUUAACUCAAUCACUCUACUUACUUUACUCACUCACUCAACCAACCCACUUAUCUCACUCACUCAACUUACUUUACUCACUCAACUUACUCACUCACUCAACUUACCCAACUUCCUCACUCACUCAACUCAACUCAGGGGUAUAUUGAGUGAACAUAUUUGAUAAAAUCUGAAUGGGAAGAAACAUUUUUUAUUAAUGAUAUAUAAAGGCGCACAAUAAAAGUUGAUUUUUUAAUAUAAUAAUAGUGUGUCACUGUGGUUAACUCAUUUUACUUUAUUGAUCAAAACAUAAAAUGAUUUAGGUACAGUUAAAAAAUAUAAGCAAUAUUUUAGCGCUUUUUUUAACUGGGAUGUUUUUAGCCACAAAGUUAUUAAUUAAAAAACAAAAUUCAUAAAAGGUAAUACUUUUUUUUAUAUGUUCCUUAAUCAUUUGAAUUUUAAAAAACAACAAUGCUUUUUUAAUAUGGGAAUUUGUAGCUAUUUAUAGACCAUUUAUAAAGGCUGAUAUCUCUUUAACUGUAUACAAAUCAUAUGAUUUUUGUUUUGUUUUGAUCAUUAAGUCAAAUAAGUUAAACAUGAUAAUUCAUUAAAAUAAAAUAAAAAUGGGGGAGGGGGGUUAUCAGCUCGUAUUGUGUGCCUUUAAUCAAUUCAGUCUUCCCCAAGGACUAAUCAUUGUAGACAUUAGAUAUGCAAACUUAUGCAGAGUCAUUUCUAGCCAACAAUGUUAAUUUAAUUUGCAGGCUUAACAAAUUGUAAACAUUGCCUUUCUAAUCAGGUCAUCUUUUAUACAAUACUGGAAUAGUGCUAUUUACAUAAUGGGUCCAACGUUAACAGUUUUAAUGAAAAUACAGUUGAACACUGUUGGCUGGAACUCCCAGGGACUGACAAAAAUAACUUAAGCAUUGGGAAAUUUGAACCAAGCGGGAACAUUGAGCUUCAUUAUAAAGAAAUCGGUUCUUAUCAGCUAGUUUGAGCCGACAAGGAAAUCGAGCCAAGCUUGUUCUAGUCAGUGGGGUUCGACUGUAUUCUGAUCAUUGUGCCUUUUUCAUCCCAGAAGAUUCUCUAAAUAUCAGUUCUUCAUUGAACAUAUAAUAGUCCUUUUUGCGGAUACUGACUCUUGCCGCUUUUGAAACUGCAAAGUUUCGACUGGAUAGUAAGUUGAGCUUGUUAUUCAAAACAAUGCAAUUGUGAUUCAAACAAAUUGGUGGUCUUUGUAGCAAUUUGGGUGGAAAAAUCCAUCUUAAAGGGAUUAAUAGCAAAGAGGUCUAUAUACAAUAAUUUAAGAAACAUGUACAUUUACAUUUGAAAAUAUGGUCCCUGAUAAUUGAACAUCAACAUUGUCUUAAGUUUAUUAACAGUUUGUAUAAUAACUGCAAUUUCUUUUCUUCAGAUGACACACACAUUACAUAUAUACUUAAUUCUUAGGUUACCGUAUGUUAUUUCAAUGCAAAUAUUUAACUUUUAUGUAUUUAGAUGAGUUUACCAAUAGUUUUACUUUGUGAUCUUGUAUGUCAUUAUUUCAUAAAUAAAAUUUAGAAUUUGA
This is a messenger RNA of Mya arenaria, 7010 nucleotides long. Its product is annotated as voltage-gated hydrogen channel 1-like. Gene Ontology annotation, molecular function: voltage-gated proton channel activity. Gene Ontology annotation, biological process: proton transmembrane transport. Gene Ontology annotation, cellular component: plasma membrane. The transcript is spliced from 3 exons. Lineage: Eukaryota; Metazoa; Mollusca; Bivalvia; Myida; Myidae. The record is from RefSeq and is a predicted model, not a curated record. The coding region runs from base 140 to 952 and encodes 270 amino acids.